AUGUCCAAAUCACCACAUAUUGCUGUGGAUACGGAUGUCUAUCUGUCUGCCGGUUAUGGCAAUGAUUGGCAGUCGGAGACUACAUCUAUAGGUUCCUCGAUCUAUCGUGGCCUGAUAGAAAAUGGCAGACGGAUUCCGUCCGAUGACCUGGCAUUUGAGUCCUACGAAGCUGGGUACGUACGACCGAUCUUUCUAUAUGUUAGUAUCACCCUUAACACUCUCAGGCAUUUGCUCGCUCUUGUUUUAGAUUCGGAGCGAGAGAACCCGCUAUUUAGAGCGCCCGUCGGGAAAAGCCCUGAACAUAUCCUCGACAUUGGGACGGGUAAGGGUAACUGGGCUGUCGAUGUUGCCGACAUGUUCCCAUCUGCAACUGUCCGAGGAGUCGACCUCUUCCCACCUCCCAUUACAUGGAUGCCGCCCAACUGCAUCCUUGAAGUUGAUAACGUCCUAGAAGAAUGGACCUGGAGAGACCCCCUCGACCUAAUCCACAUGCGGAUUAUGACCGGCUCAUUCGAUCCGGCGGGGUGGGAUCACGUCUACACAAGCUCCUUCAAAAACCUACGACCAGGAGGCUGGAUUGAACAACUCGAAGGCAGUACAUCCAUCGAGUGUGACGACGACAGCCUGCCGGCAGACAGUAUCCUGCGAACCUGGGGUCCGACUAUGAACGCGUGCGGUGCGCGGGCCGGGCUCUCUCUAGAUACGAUUGAUACCAUGCAGGACAUGAUGCAAAAGGCUGGAUUUGUGGAUAUCCAGGAGAAGUCAUACAACUGGCCGAUUGGCCCGUGGGCUCGUGAUCAGAAAUAUAAAGAGGCGGGCGUUGUUAAUUUCCAGCAUUGGCUUUCUGGUAUGGAGGGAUGGUGUAUGCGGUUACUUACCCAUUUCGGUGCGCCGCAUCCUUGGUCGAAGGAUGAGGUUACGGUUUAUUUGGCCAAGAUUCGUUCGGAUCUUAAGAAUCCAAAAUAUCAUAUUUAUCAGAGAGCACGACGUGUAUGGGCGCGCAAGCCGUUUCCCGGAGAGAUUACUUCUGAGAUGACUCCGAUCAAGGGCGAGGAGGAGUGA
Penicillium egyptiacum is the source of this 1062-nucleotide messenger RNA. The record is from the annotation of a GenBank genome assembly. Lineage: Eukaryota; Fungi; Ascomycota; Eurotiomycetes; Eurotiales; Aspergillaceae.